AUGCAGACCGACGUUGGGAGUAAAUGCGUGACUUUACCUUUGCAACGAUCGUCUAAUAAGUCCAGCUCCCCAUCAUUUCAUUGUGGCGAAUGUUACCUCGGCAUUCGUAUUUGCAUAGUUGUCUCCGACCCAACGCGGGGAACUUCCUUCUAUCCAUCCUUGGCCAUGCCAUCGGUAAUGUACCACCAACAAGAUAUUCGGAUAAACCCAAAAAAUAUUUCUUCGUUGCUUCAUCACUUCACUUUUUUUCUUCUUUACGUGGUGACUGCUUCAAACGAAUUGUAUGGUUGUAUCAAGCUAGCAGACAAGGGCUGGCUCCACUACAAACCUUCAUCCAUCCAUCCAUUUUACAACCUCCAACGGGAGACAUCAGAUGGACAUUCUAUCACCGACAAAGCACAACACGUUGAAUUGGCCAUGCCCCCAGGUAAAGAAAAGAUGCGGACAGGAGCAGUUGCAUUCUGUCAGGCUUUUGUUGAUGCACUUUCUCCUGAUAUCAUCUUGUCUACGCAUUUCGCAUCAGAACCGUGA
Sclerotinia sclerotiorum 1980 UF-70 is the source of this 531-nucleotide messenger RNA. RefSeq lists its product with no specific name. The transcript has a single exon. Lineage: Eukaryota; Fungi; Ascomycota; Leotiomycetes; Helotiales; Sclerotiniaceae. The record is from RefSeq and is a predicted model, not a curated record. The coding region runs from base 1 to 531 and encodes 176 amino acids.